ACAUCUCGCGAGAACAAAGACGCGCGAGCCUCGGAGGCCCGGAACCGGCCUUGGAACUGCGGCGGAACUGAAGCUACUUUCCCUCCCGCCCCAUGGAGCGGCCCCCGGGGCUGCGGCCGGGCGCGGGCGGGCCCUGGGAGAUGCGAGAGCGGCUUGGCACCGGCGGAUUCGGGAAUGUCUGUCUGUACCAACAUCGGGAACUUGAUCUCAAAAUAGCCAUUAAAUCUUGCCGCCUAGAGCUAAGUACCAAAAACAGAGAACGGUGGUGUCAUGAAAUCCAGAUUAUGAAGAAGUUGAACCAUGCUAAUGUUGUAAAGGCCUGUGAUGUUCCUGAGGAACUGAAUUUUUUGAUUAAUGAUGUGCCUCUUCUAGCAAUGGAAUACUGUUCUGGAGGAGAUCUCCGGAAGCUACUCAACAAACCAGAAAAUUGUUGUGGACUUAAAGAAAGUCAGAUACUUUCUUUACUCAGUGAUAUAGGGUCUGGGAUUCGUUAUUUGCAUGAAAAUAAAAUUAUACAUCGAGAUCUAAAACCUGAAAAUAUAGUUCUUCAGGAAGUUGGUGGAAAGAUAAUGCACAAAAUAAUUGAUCUGGGAUAUGCCAAAGAUGUUGAUCAAGGAAGUCUCUGUACAUCUUUUGUGGGAACACUGCAGUAUCUGGCCCCAGAACUCUUUGAGAAUAAGCCUUACACAGCUACUGUUGAUUAUUGGAGCUUUGGGACAAUGGUGUUUGAAUGCAUUGCUGGAUAUAGGCCUUUUUUGCAUCAUCUGCAGCCAUUUACCUGGCAUGAAAAAAUUAAGAAGAAGGAUCCAAAAUGUAUAUUUGCUUGUGAGGAGAUGACUGGAGAAGUUCGGUUUAGUAGUCAUUUACCUCAGCCAAAUAGCCUUUGUAGUUUGAUAGUAGAGCCUAUGGAAAACUGGCUGCAGUUGAUGCUGAAUUGGGACCCACAGCAGAGAGGGGGACCUGUUGACCUUACUUUAAAGCAACCAAGAUGUUUUGUAUUAAUGGAUCACAUUCUGAAUUUGAAGAUAGUACACAUCCUAAAUAUGACUUCUGCAAAGAUAAUUUCUUUUCUGUUACCACCUGAUGAAAGUCUUCAUUCACUACAGUCUCGUAUUGAGCGUGAAACUGGAAUAAAUACUGGCUCUCAGGAGCUUCUUUCGGAGACAGGAAUUUCUCUGGAUCCUCGGAAACCAGCUUCUCAAUGUGUUUUAGAUGGAGUUAGAGGCUGCGAUAGCUAUAUGGUUUAUUUGUUUGAUAAAAGCAAGACUGUAUAUGAAGGGCCAUUUGCUUCCAGAAGUUUGUCUGAUUGUGUAAAUUAUAUUGUACAAGAUAGCAAAAUACAGCUUCCAGUUGUACAGCUACGUAAAGUUUGGGCUGAAGCAGUACACUAUGUGUCUGGGCUAAAAGAAGACUAUAGUAGGCUCUUCCAGGGACAAAGAGCAGCAAUGUUAAGUCUUCUGAGAUACAACGCUAAUUUGACAAAAAUGAAGAACACUUUGAUCUCAGCAUCACAGCAACUGAAAGCUAAAUUGGAAUUUUUUCACAAAAGCAUUCAGCUUGACCUGGAGAGAUACAGUGAGCAGAUGACUUAUGGAAUAUCUUCAGAAAAAAUGCUAAAAGCUUGGAAAGAAAUGGAAGAAAAGGCUAUCCACUAUGCUGAGGUUGGUGUCAUUGGAUACCUUGAAGAUCAGAUUAUGUCUUUGCACACUGAAAUCAUGGAGCUACAGAAGAGCCCUUAUGGAAGACGCCAGGGAGACUUGAUGGAAUCUUUGGAACAGCAUGCCAUUGAUCUGUAUAAACAGUUAAAGCACAGACCUGCAGAUCACUCCUACAGUGACAGCACAGAGAUGGUGAAGAUCAUUGUGCAUACUGUUCAGAGUCAGGAUCGUGUUCUCAAGGAGUUGUUUGGCCAUCUAAGCAAGCUUUUGGGCUGUAAACAGAAGAUUAUUGACCUACUCCCCAAGGUAGAAGUGGCCCUCAGUAACAUCAAAGAAGCUGACAAUACUGUCAUGUUCAUGCAGGGAAAGAGGCAGAAAGAAAUUUGGCAUCUCCUUAAAAUUGCCUGCACACAGAGUUCUGCCAGGUCCCUUGUAGGUUCCAGUCUAGAAGGUGCAGUAACUCCUCAGGCAUCAGCGUGCCUGCCUCCAACUUUAGCACAGCGUGAACAUUCUUUGUCAUGCGUGGUAACUCAAGAUGGGGAGAGUUUAGCACAAAUGAUAGAAGAAAAUUUGAACUGUCUUGGCCAUUUAAAUACUAUUAUACGUGAAGCAAAUGAGGACCAGGACAAUAGCAUGAUGAAUCUUGAUUGGAGUUGGUUAACUGAAUGACUUGGCAUUUGUUCACUACCCUCCAACCUGUGGAAGUUGUUGCUGCAAAUUCUUCACAUACCAGUCAAUGGAAGAAAGGGAUAUAUUCAGAAACUACGCAUGCUACGCAUGGCUUUACUCUUGAUUUUGAGUAAUUUUAACCACCAGAUAGGAUUUUAUGAAAAUCAAUGGACUUCUUUAAAUAUUUGUUUUAAUACUACAAUUACUCGGCCACAGAUUUAGCUCAGUGGUUCCGCCACCUGCUUUUAAGCAUAAGGUCCUGAGUUCAAUCCCCGGUACCAAAAAAAAAACACCGCAAUUACUUAGGAGCAUCAUUGUGACCCAUAUGUUUUUAAACUUGGUAAAACAUUACUUAUUUACCUAAAAAUACCUUUAAAGUUUUAACUUUUAGGCAUAAAGCCAAACAUAGUAUUGUACACAGAGAAAAGUCAUCUAACAUUCAUUUUAAGUAAUGUUGCCUACUUGUGUUUUUAUGAAAGAGAUUGCUUACAAGUGAAAUUGUACUUCUUGAAGAAUAAAUCCUACCUCCUUGUGUUGCACUCAGCAAGUGCUCUUCCUAGCAUCAUGAGGAGUUGACUUAACCCUAUUUUAAUUUUAGGUCACAGAUAAUAGUAUCCCCUCCUUACAGAAGGGAUUGUAUUUCCAAGCCUUCAAUUCCAGUUGAUUGUCAUAAAUCAUGUAUGCUAUAUGUGUGUGUGUAUGUAUUUAAGAUGUACAUUUAAUAAUAUCAAAAAGAAAGAUGU
Messenger RNA from Fukomys damarensis (Damara mole-rat), 3070 nucleotides. RefSeq names its product component of inhibitor of nuclear factor kappa B kinase complex (gene Chuk). Lineage: Eukaryota; Metazoa; Chordata; Mammalia; Rodentia; Bathyergidae. Gene Ontology annotation, molecular function: IkappaB kinase activity; ATP binding. Bases 93 to 2327 code for a protein of 744 amino acids. The record is from RefSeq and is a predicted model, not a curated record. Gene Ontology annotation, cellular component: cytoplasm; IkappaB kinase complex. Gene Ontology annotation, biological process: positive regulation of transcription by RNA polymerase II; peptidyl-serine phosphorylation; tumor necrosis factor-mediated signaling pathway. The transcript is spliced from 21 exons.